AUGCCUAGAGACGAUUUGUCCAUCGAUUUCGUCAAGAGGAUGCCGCAGGCCGAGGCUCUCGACCCGGCUAUCAUCCUCGACGACUGGAUCAACCGUGUUCAGAACCUCCCCGAGGAGAUUCGGUUCCUGCAAGAUGAGAUCGCCGAUAAAGAUCGCCAGUAUUUUGACUGUGUCAAGUUGAUUGAGGAUCGUGAUGGCAAGAUACAAAAAUGGAUCAAGGCUAACGGCAGCCACGAAACAAAUCCUCGUGAAGAGGGCAUGAGGUCGCAGAUGCGCGAGAACUUUAUGCGAGCCGACCAGCUCGCCACCGAGAAGAUUGCUUUAACUCAGAAGUUGCAGCUGAUCAUGGACAAGCACCUGCGGAACCUCGACCAACACAUCAAGAUGCUCUAUGACCGCGCAGAACCCGGCUUUAACGACCCCGACGAGUGUCCGUCGCUGCUUCGUCCGAGCGCCGCAAACCACUCAGCCCCGUCCGCUCGGUCCGUAAACCCUGCGAGCCACUUGGCCGGCACCGCCAUCACUGCCACUCCUCUUAACCCGAUCGUCAACUCGGCCACCCCCUCUGCGGUUCGAACCGGAAACCCACAAAUUCGGAAUACCUUAACCCAACAACAUGCUUCUUCUGCGCCGGCGACGCCAGCCGCUAGUAUGAUACUUAAUCGUCAGGCGAGGGAAAGCUCAGCGGGGCCGGGGAGCGGCGUCCCAAAAAGGGGACCAAGAUCCAAUACUGGGCUGGGCACCUUACCGACAACAUCUAGUGGAUUGGCAAGGCAUUCGUCGCUGGGACCGGGGACACCAAAAGGCACUCCAGGCACGGGUCCAGGUGGUACUGUGCGGGCUGGCAGCGCCGGACCCAGGUCGUCAUCUACAAAGGCAUCUAGUGUAACAGGCAUCAGGAAAGGGACGCCUGGCGCAACACAUCGGAAGAAGGGCACUCUCGGGAACGGGAACAAGUCAUCCUUGUCCCGUGUAAAAAAGGCAGGAAGUCGCAACUCUCCAGCAUCCACGGCAGAUAGUGAGCUGUCUGAUGCUGAGAGCGGCAGUGGUGAUGAUGGUGAACGUAGCCGGAUUGAUCGUACCAGCGGCACCCCAGCGCGCGACGGCAAGGACGGCGAUGGUGACGACAGCAUGCUGGACGCAGAAGACGAUGAAGCAGGUGACGACAAGAAGUACUGCACAUGUCAGAACGUCAGUUUUGGAGACAUGGUUGCAUGCGACAACGAAGAUUGCCCUUAUGAGUGGUUUCAUUGGUCGUGUGUCGGUCUCAAAAGCGAGCCCAACGGGACAUGGUUUUGUCCAGUAUGUACGGAGAACAUGGAGAAGGAAAGGCUGCAAAAGAAGAAAUAA
This is a messenger RNA of Colletotrichum truncatum, 1350 nucleotides long. Its product is annotated as PHD-finger domain-containing protein. NCBI's taxonomy places the organism in Eukaryota, Fungi, Ascomycota, Sordariomycetes, Glomerellales, Glomerellaceae. The record is from RefSeq and is a predicted model, not a curated record. Gene Ontology annotation, biological process: regulation of DNA-templated transcription. Gene Ontology annotation, cellular component: NuA4 histone acetyltransferase complex; nucleus.